This is a messenger RNA of Oreochromis niloticus (Nile tilapia), 964 nucleotides long. RefSeq lists its product as uncharacterized. The transcript has 2 exons. Bases 80 to 964 code for a protein of 294 amino acids. The record is from RefSeq and is a predicted model, not a curated record. Lineage: Eukaryota; Metazoa; Chordata; Actinopteri; Cichliformes; Cichlidae.
CUCUCUGCUGCCAUACUCCAUUGAGGUCAAUUCAGUGUUCAGUUAAUGCAACUGCAAGUAAAUUUCCUCUGAAUCAAAGAUGGCAGACAAACUGUCACCCCUGCCGACCACUGCUGGCAUAUCCUGUCAAUCCUUCUAUGCUAAAAGAGCCCAACAGACUUCAAAUGCAGCAAAGAAUAAGGCAGCGUACAGAAUAGUCCAGGAAAUUCCAUCCAGCUCCAGUGAUGAUGAUUUCAUUGAUGAGUGCAGUGAUGAUGAGUUCAGUGAUAAGUCCAGUGAUGAUGAGUGGCUGCCAGAGCAGAACAGAGACAUAGGAGCUACCUAUGAUGAAGACACAGACAGUCAGGAUACAGAAAGUGAGAAUGAUGAGGGGCAGGAUGAAGAGGAAGGUCAGCAUGAUCAGGGAGCUGUGGGAGAAGGGCACAUGGCACCUGACCAUACUCAAGCCCGCAAAAAUAUUUGGAAAGUCCAAGACAAUGACUUUAAUGGAGACUUGCCUCCUUUCCUAGGAGAGUGGAAAUUGAAUGUGGAGGGGAAGGAUCCCAUAGAUUUCUUCAGACAUCUGUUUCCAGCAGAUCUAAUUGAUAAUUGUGGCGGGGCGUGGCCUGCGGUGCCGUGCAGAGGAGGCGGACGCACCUGCACGGCAUCCGCAAUCACGCCCCGCCGAAUUAAAUAUUGUACUGGGUCUUGUGGUUGUUGUUGUGGUCGUUAUGUUGAGCUGGCAGCGGGAGAGCUGCAGCUCUGUGUGUAUUACAGCAACCGUCGAAGUAUUAAUAAAAAGUAUCAAAAUGCCACUGGGUCUGCCGUGUAUGUUUACAGUGGUGCCAAAACCCAGGACAGGAGGCAUGGCAGAUCCAGGAGUGGGCCAGCAGAGGGAGGAGCUGGCGAGAAUGGUGGCCGAGCUGGCAGCUGCAGGACCAGACUGAACGCCACCUGCAGAGGAUGGAGUAUCUGGCGGCGCUGA